GGGGACCGAGAAGGGAAGAGAAGGGAGGGCUUCCCUGCGCCGCGCUCGCCCGGGUUUGCAGGCGCUGCUGGCGGCGGCGUCUCCAGCUCUCUGGCGGCGGCGGCGGCGGCUGCUCGCGCUCCACCGGCCCGCGAUGCUUCCCCGCGCCGCGCCGCGCUGAGGCCGUGCGUGCGCCGCCGGCUGCGCUGCGCGCUCCGCACAUACACAAUCUCUCCAUGUGAGCUGACAGGCGAUUGGAAACCCCUCUGAGUCACGCUGCCCAGUGGCGAAGGGAGCGCUCGCCCGCAGUGGCAACAGCACCACCGCCGUCCCCGCCGCUCUCCUUUUCUCUUCUGCAGCCUCCGCUCCUCUGAUUUUCCCCCACGUCCUUCGGCUAUUUUUUUCGAGAAGGAGAGGGCGGGGUAGGUGUCAGUCCCCUCCCCUCUCCCCCCUCCUUUUGCUUCUCGGUUUGAAUUUCUUCCCCCCGGCAUUUCACUGGCUCACAGAGCUGGAGACCAGACCCGCUCGGAGGGAAGAGGAAGGCUGAGUCUCCCCUGCUGCUCCAAGCCCAGAAGAACUGGAGCCUGGAGGGGUGAGGGGAGAAGCAGAGCCGGCGGGCGGGACUUGGCUUUCUCUCCUCUUUGAGGACAGCCCAUCUCCCCUGGAGAACCCCGCGGAGAGACGGACUGCAUCUCCGCAGCAAGCUUUUGGAGUACGGCUGCCCGGGAGGCGAGGAUGGUGGUGGCUCCGAGAGCCCGCUGCAGAGCGGCGCUUUCGCUCUGGAUUGUCAGCAGCUUCAUCUGCAGAGCCUGGACGGCUCCCUCCACGUCCCAAAAAUGUGAUGAGCCAUUGGUCUCUGGUCUCCCCCACAUGGCCUUCAGCAGCUCUUCCUCCAUGUCCAGCAGUUAUUCUCCGGGCUAUGCCAAGAUCAACAAGCGAGGAGGUGCUGGAGGAUGGUCUCCAUCCGACAGUGACCACUACCAGUGGCUUCAGGUUGACUUUGGCAACCGGAAGCAGAUCAGCGCCAUUGCAACCCAAGGGAGAUAUAGCAGCUCAGACUGGGUGACCCAGUACCGAAUGCUCUACAGCGACACGGGGAGAAACUGGAAGCCCUACCAUCAGGAUGGGAAUAUCUGGGCAUUUCCUGGCAACACCAAUUCCGAUGGCGUGGUCCGGCACGACCUGCAGCACCCGGUCAUCGCCCGCUACGUGCGCGUGGUGCCCCUGGACUGGAGCGGAGAGGGCCGCAUCGGGCUCCGCGUGGAGGUCUACGGCUGCGCCUACUGGGCCGAUGUCAUCAACUUCGACGGCCACGUCGUGUUACCAUAUAGAUUCAGAAACAAGAAGAUGAAAACUCUGAAAGACGUCAUUGCCUUGAAGUUUAAAACCUCGGAAAGCGAAGGGGUGAUCCUGCACGGAGAGGGGCAGCAGGGAGACUACAUUACUCUGGAACUGAAAAAAGCCAAGCUGGUCCUCAGUCUAAACCUAGGAAGCAACCAGCUGGGCCCCAUCUACGGCCACACAUCUGUGAUGACCGGAACCCUGUUGGAUGAUCAUCACUGGCACUCCGUGGUCAUUGAGCGACAGGGACGGAGCAUUAACCUCACACUGGACAGGAACAUGCAGCACUUCCGCACCAACGGGGAGUUCGACUAUCUUGACUUGGACUACGAGAUAACCUUUGGAGGCAUACCUUUCUCUGGAAAGCCAAGUUCCAGUAGUAGAAAGAAUUUUAAAGGCUGCAUGGAAAGCAUUAACUACAAUGGCAUCAACAUUACUGAUCUUGCCAGGAGGAAGAAGUUAGAGCCAUCAAAUGUGGGAAAUUUGAGUUUCUCCUGUGUGGAGCCCUAUACAGUGCCUGUCUUUUUCAACGCUACGAGUUACCUGGAGGUGCCUGGACGGCUUGAGCAGGACCUGUUUUCAGUCAGUUUCCAGUUCAGGACCUGGAACCCCAACGGUCUCCUGCUCUUUAGUCACUUUGCAGAUAAUUUGGGCAACGUGGAGAUCGACCUCACAGAAAGCAAAGUGGCCGUUCACAUCAAUGGCACGCAGACCAAGAUGAGUCAAAUUGAUAUUUCCUCAGGUUCUGGGUUAAAUGACGGACAGUGGCACGAGGUUCGUUUCUUAGCCAAGGAAAAUUUUGCUAUUCUCACCAUUGAUGGAGAUGAAGCAUCAGCUGUUCGAACAAAUAGUCCUCUUCAAGUUAAAACUAGCGAGAAAUACUUCUUUGGAGGUUUUCUGAACCAGAUGAAUAACUCAAGUCACUCUGUUCUUCAGCCUUCAUUCCAAGGAUGCAUGCAGCUCAUCCAAGUGGACGAUCAACUUGUAAAUCUAUACGAAGUGGCACAGAGGAAGCCAGGAAGCUUUGCAAAUGUCAGCAUCGACAUGUGCGCCAUCAUAGACAGAUGUGUGCCCAAUCACUGUGAGCAUGGGGGAAAGUGCUCGCAAACGUGGGACAGCUUCAGAUGCUCUUGUGAGGAGACAGGAUACAGCGGGGCCACCUGCCACAACUCUAUCUACGAGCCUUCCUGCGAAGCAUACAAACACCUAGGCCAGACAUCCAAUUACUACUGGAUAGAUCCUGAUGGUAGUGGGCCUCUGGGGCCUCUGAAAGUUUACUGCAACAUGACAGAGGACAAAGUGUGGACCAUCGUGUCUCACGACUUGCAGAUGCAGACGACUGUGGUGGGCUACAGCCCAGAGAAGUACUCUGUGACCCAGCUCAUCUACAGCGCCUCCAUGGAUCAGAUCAGCGCCAUCACCAGCAGCGCAGAGUACUGUGAGCAGUACGUCUCCUACUUCUGCAAGAUGUCCAGGCUGCUGAACACCCCAGAUGGAAGUCCCUACACGUGGUGGGUCGGCAAAGCCAAUGAGAAGCACUACUACUGGGGGGGCUCCGAGCCCGGGAUCCAGAAGUGCGCCUGCGGCAUCGAGCGCAACUGCACGGACCCCAAGUACUACUGCAACUGCGACGCCGACUACAAGCAGUGGAGGAAGGAUGCCGGCUUCUUAUCCUACAAAGAUCACCUGCCGGUGAGCCAGGUGGUGGUUGGAGAUACCGACCGGCAAGGUUCAGAGGCCAAACUGAGUGUGGGUCCCCUGCGCUGCCAAGGAGACAGGAACUACUGGAACGCGGCCUCUUUCCCAAACCCGUCGUCCUACCUGCACUUCUCUACAUUCCAAGGGGAAACCAGUGCUGACAUUUCUUUCUACUUCAAAACCUUAAUCCCCCGGGGAGUGUUCCUGGAAAAUCUGGGGAACACAGAUUUCAUCAAGCUGGAGCUGAAGUCUGCCACAGAAGUGUCCUUUUCGUUUGAUGUUGGGAAUGGGCCGGUGGAGAUCGUAGUAAGGUCGCCCUCUCCUCUCAACGAUGACCAGUGGCACCGGGUCACUGCAGAGAGGAACGUCAAGCAGGCUAGCCUGCAGGUGGACCGGCUGCCCCAGCAGAUCCGCAAGGCCCCGACGGAAGGUCACACCCGCCUGGAACUCUACAGCCAGCUGUUCGUGGGUGGCGCUGGAGGGCAGCAAGGCUUUCUGGGUUGCAUCCGCUCCUUGAGGAUGAAUGGAGUGACACUUGACCUGGAGGAAAGAGCCAAGGUCACAUCCGGGUUCAAAUCUGGAUGCUCGGGCCACUGCACCAGCUAUGGGACCAACUGUGAGAACGGAGGCAAAUGCAUAGAAAAAUACCAUGGCUACUCCUGCGAUUGCUCCAACACGGCCUACGAUGGGACCUUUUGCAACAAAGAUGUUGGUGCAUUUUUUGAAGAGGGGAUGUGGCUUCGGUAUAACUUCCAGGCACCUGCAGUCAGUUCCAAAGACUCAGGCGGCAGAGCAGAGAACUCUCUGGACCAGCAGCACUCGGGCCCAGACCUGGCCCAGGAGCAGAUCCAUUUCAGCUUCAGCACCACCAGGGCACCCUGCAUCCUCCUCUACGUCAGCUCUCUCACCACAGACUUCUUGGCAGUUCUCGUCAAACCCACGGGAAACUUGCAGAUUCGGUACAACCUGGGAGGCACCAGAGAGCCGUACAACAUUGACGUGGACCACAGGAACAUGGCCAACGGACAGCCCCACAGCGUCAACAUCACCCGUCAGGAGAAGACCAUAAUUCUCAAGCUUGAUCAUUAUCCUUCUGUGACUUACCAUCUGCCAAGUUCAUCCGACACACUCUUCAAUUCUCCCAAGUCACUCUUUCUUGGAAAAGUUAUAGAAACAGGGAAGAUUGACCAGGAGAUUCACAAAUACAACACCCCAGGAUUCACGGGCUGCCUCUCCAGAGUCCAGUUCAACAACAUCGCCCCGCUCAAGGCUGCGUUGAGGCAGACAAACACCUCGGCCCAGGUGCACAUCCAGGGCGAGCUGGUCGAGUCCAACUGCGGGGCCUCCCCGCUGACACUCUCCCCCAUGUCGUCCGCCACCGACCCCUGGCACCUUGAUCACUUGGAUUCAGCUAGUGCUGAUUUCCCAUACAAUCCAGGACAAGGACAAGCUAUAAGAAAUGGAGUGAACAGAAACUCAGCUAUCAUUGGAGGGGUCAUUGCCGUGGUGAUCUUCACCAUCCUCUGCACCUUGGUCUUCCUCAUCCGGUACAUGUUCCGUCACAAGGGCACCUACCACACCAACGAAGCCAAGGGAGCCGAGUCCGCAGAGAGCGCCGACGCGGCCAUCAUGAACAACGACCCCAAUUUCACAGAGACCAUUGAUGAGAGCAAAAAGGAAUGGCUCAUUUGAGGGGUGGCAGUUUGCCUAUGGGAUAGGGAGGGGGGACUGGUAGGGAGAAGAGAAAGGGACAAGAGCACCCCGCUUCAUACUCCUGAGCACAUCCUUAAAAUAUCAGCACAAGUUGGGGAAGGCAAGCGACAGAAUAUUCUUGAGACUGAUCACUAUAAAAAUAAUUUUUAAUAUUUCUUUAUAGCUGAGUUCCCCCUUCCGUAUCAAAACAAAAUAAUACAGAAAAUGCUUUUAGAGUUUAAGCAAUGGUUGAAUUUGUAGGUAAUAUCUGUCUUAUUUUGUGCGUGUUUAGAGGUGUUCUAAAAACCCGUGGUAACAGGGCAAGUUUUCUACAUUUUUAAGAGCCCUUAGAAUGUGGAUAUUUUUUCUUGAGAAAAACUGAUGUACAUCCAUACAGCCUCCAACGUUCUCUUAAUUUUGCAUAGAGUCAGCUUUUAAUGGGCUGUGGUAGUAACUAGUUUGUGUUCACAUAAUAUUUCUUUUUGGUGUCCUAUAAAUUGGAAAAGAAAAGAAAAGGACAAGGAGUUUUUAAAGAGCCCUCUCACUCGAUGCCACUUCUCUGAGGCCUCUAGCCCCCACGGCGACUGGAGGGAGACGUGUGUGGCACCUAUCGGGUAUGGACGCCAUCGACACGACUGGAGAGAGCGCCAAAGAACCAGGGAACGGCGGGCACAUUGGGUUGUUGGUUUUAUUUUUCAUGGAAUUCUAUGAGAUAAUAUUGUCCCAUGUACGUAGUCUUAGAGCUUCUCCAUAUCUGUUAACUAUCAGCUCCAAUACCGUGGUGACCAACUGUUACAAAAGAUCUUUCCUGUUUGACCUGCAGCACGUCGGAUGGCAUUGUAUGUAUAGACGCACCUCAGUGGGGAAUUAGAGCCAGAUGGUAUGAUUUGUUUGCUGUUUUUCUUUUAUAGCUGUAGCAAAAGUAUGGACACUUCCUAGUGAAUGCACAUAUUAGGUUGCUUUUCUUACUUUGCUUCAAAUCUCAAGUUUUCUACCCCUGUGAUAAAAUCCUAGCAGAUAGAGCCCUCUGAAUGACACAACACAAUAAAGCCAACUUAUUAUUGCUGGUACUCUGGAAUCGUGUGGGAAACACUGCCAUAUUUUUAUCAACUACACCACGUGUCGUUCCAUCCAAAACAGACGCACUGCCAUGAUUCAGAGAUCUUCUGUGACCGACACAUUUGAAUCUCAAGUUCAUCACAAACCCGGUUGCUUCUCAGAGAAUGGACAUGUCGAGUCAAUCACACCUCCUAGCUUAACUUAUUCCAACAAAUAGCUCGUGGAUUUUGCUUGAAAUAAUAGACUUCAUGUGAACAGAUGGGUGCAAUGCCUCCUAUUGCAGUACCCAAAAGAGAAUUUAAUAUAUAUAUUUCUUUAAAAGGAUUAUGCAAGAGUUAUUUCUAGAAUGACUACCAUUCAAGACUUAUACUCAAUAAGCUCUUCUUAAACAAAUCUGUAGACACCCCCCUCCUGAACGUGAUGAAGGAUUACUUGCUCACUCUUCCUUCUUCUCCUGGAAGGAGGCUAAGAUGAGGUUUAAAAGGUGUGGACACUAUUUCUGCUGGUCUGGCUCAAUAAAUGGAGAUUCUAGUUGGUUAGAUUCUGUAUGCCUAACUUACUGAAGGAUAUGAAUUGAUCAGCUCAUGGAAAACCUUGUUCAGAGCUGCCAGUGACACACUACGCCAGAAUGUGACCCAUUCCAAAGGGGACAAUGGACCAGCUCAGCCCCCUGUGAGCCAAGGUAACAGAACAAAAGGGUGUUGGUCCUGAGGCCCUCUCACCGUUUCUCAUUGACCCCAGACUCUCCCACAAACACUUUAAGUUUAGGAAAUCUUGAUCAGGCUUCCAUAAAAUACACUUAAAUAGAAAAGUAUUUAAUCUGACUAAAUAUUAAAGUGAUACAACAUUUAUUUACGAAUGACAUAUUGAAAGCAAAGGCCAUUUUAUUUCACCAAGAUGACUACCAUUAAGGGUUCCUUUAUGUAGUCUCAUAUUUUUUUUAUUCUUUUUUUUU
This is a messenger RNA of Sciurus carolinensis (gray squirrel), 6724 nucleotides long. It is a transcript of the gene Cntnap2, whose product is annotated as contactin associated protein 2. The coding region runs from base 715 to 4710 and encodes 1331 amino acids. Lineage: Eukaryota; Metazoa; Chordata; Mammalia; Rodentia; Sciuridae. The transcript is spliced from 24 exons. The record is from RefSeq and is a predicted model, not a curated record.